AUGGCGUCCGAAGGCUCGACACUCCUAAGUCCACCCGCACCGUUCCAGUACGAGGAUGGGAUCCAGCCGCACGUCGUGCUCCCGUUGCACCGCGAAUUCGGCGCCGUGAGUCUCCUCGCACUGCGUCUCUCGGUGCGCAGCCUGCCGCGGCACCUCGUCACGCUCAUUACGGCGGCGGUGCUUGGGCAUCUUGGCACGCGCGAGCUCGCCGCCGCCGCGCUGGCGCAGGCAUGGAUCGGUCUGCCGACGGCAUUUAUGACCGCGGCGAUUGCCGUCGUGACAAAGCUAUGCGCGCAGGCCAAGGGCGCGGGCUACGACGUGCUCCUCGGGACGUGGCUACAGACCUCGAUCGUCUUCGCUCUCGUGAGCGCCAUUCCCGUGAUACUGUGGCACUACUUUGUCGGCGACAUGAUUGGCCUCUCGGUCGAUGACGCGGCGACCGUGCGCCUCGGUCGCUCGUACGCCCGCGUGGCCAGCCUCGGUGUCGUGCCCGAGUACCUCUUUUGUGCACUCGCGGCCUUUUUUGACACGCACGGCGUCAUUGUCCCCACUACUGUCGCGAGUUUUGCCGCAGUCGGCGUGCAUCUUGUGGCGACGUUGCUGCUCGUGCCACGCUAUGGAGUCGCCGGCGCGGCCAUGGCCGGCGCCGUGAGCACUCUCUUUCGUCUCGCUGUCUUUGCCGCGUACACGCUGCUGUGGAAGCGGUACCACGCCAAGUUUUGGGGCGGCUGGUCGUGGGCCUGCAUCGAGCCCGACUACUUUCUCACGUUUGCCGCACUCGCCGUGCCAUCGGGCGCCGCUGCCGCCAUGGACUAUGUCCCGCUCACGCUCAUGGGCACGCUCUCGGGCUACCUCGGAUAUCCCGUCGCCGCUGCGCAAGCGAUCCUUCUCGGCCUUUUUGGGGUUAUCUCGGCCGUCAUCCACGGCGCCGCCGCCGCGACGCAAGCGCGCAUGACACGGUACCUCGGGCAAGGCUGUGCACGCAGCGCCCGGCGUGUGCUCUCGCUGGGUACUGUCGUGGUCGGCGGCGCGACGCUGGUGCUACUCAGUGUUCUUCUGCCGUUGCAGACACUUAUCAUCUCGCUCUGGACGCGUGACGUGGCGGUGCAAGCGCUUUGCGCCGACGCCUCGGACGUGUUUGUGUUUGGCGUCGCGGCGACGCUGGCCCGCGCCUUGCUCGGCGGUGCCCUCAUUGCGCUGGCCAUGGGCGACGUCGUCGCGAUCGUCUCGGUGCUCGGCCGCAUCUGCGUGCUCAUUCCGCUCUGUGUCUUUAUGCCCAUCUACCUUGCGUGGGACCUUCCCGGCUUUUGGUAUGCGAUUGGCUGUGCCGAGACCAUCCAAGCCAUCUUGCUUUGCGUCGCCAUCGCUCGCCUCAACUGGCAUCUCGCCGCGCAGCGCGUCCAGUACAUCACCCCUCCAUCGUCGUCUAGCAUGCGCCGCAUCGUGCUUGUCUAAGCCACCCCUGUUUCGAUAACAACUCUUGCAUGUCC
Messenger RNA from Saprolegnia parasitica CBS 223.65, 1490 nucleotides. RefSeq lists its product as hypothetical. The transcript has a single exon. Bases 1 to 1455 code for a protein of 484 amino acids. Lineage: Eukaryota; Oomycota; Saprolegniomycetes; Saprolegniales; Saprolegniaceae. Gene Ontology annotation, biological process: transmembrane transport. The record is from RefSeq and is a predicted model, not a curated record. Gene Ontology annotation, cellular component: membrane. Gene Ontology annotation, molecular function: xenobiotic transmembrane transporter activity; antiporter activity.